UCGUAAGUGGCGGUGUGUCGGAAACAGUUUUCUUUUUUUUCCAUUGGGCUACUGUCACUCAAAUGGAAGGUGGUUUUCUAGACCCCUGAUUGAGUCAUACUCGAAGGAGUGAGUCGUUUCAUUGUUGAAAAUGGAGGAAUUAAACGACCUGAUUUGUGCGGGAUAAUCCGGGCCGACAAAAGUGAAUAGCCUGAAGGAAUUUGUGUAGCGUAAAAGUACAGCUAUGGUGAGAGUGAGAAUAGCGAUGACUUGCAGGAUGGGGAAGUGGGUGCGGUAAGUGGGAGAGAAAGAUUCCUGUCAAGGAUUUUGAUUUCCAAAUUUGUCUGCACGUCCCUUGUGUGGUUAGGGAUUGAAAGUUUCCACUUUCCUACAACUCGGUCACAUGAAAAACACGAACCUGAAAGGAUAAAGCGUCGAUUCUUCGUACGUCUUGUAGUGACUCCGUCUGUAGGAAGAACGGCGGAGAAUCAACCCUCUGAGGGAUCGGGACGGCGAAUCUCGAGGGAAAAAAAAGUGAUUAAUAUAGCGGAGUGAUGGAAAAUUGAUGUAUUUAGCGCCGACGAAGGUGCGACAGGAAGUGUUGUGUGUAUCGCGUGAGGCUCAAACGGCGGCACCGCAUGCUAGCAGGAAAAGCCUUUGAUGGUGUGAGCAGCAAAGGGGAGAGCAAGUUAUCGCAAAAUAUAUAUCAAACCAAGUGUAAAUAUUGUGCAGACACCCGCGUCGUGCGACAGUGAUUUCCUACCCCCUCGAUGCCCACAAUGAUGUAAACAUACAUUCUUCGAUUACUGAUAAUCCAUCAUCGCGCACAUCGUAGUAGUCAUCUUCGGCAGGUGGUUUCCACCUUCGAUAAGUGAGGCUGGGUAGGCUGUGAGUGUGCCAUUAGGUGGAAAAUUCGAUCCCUAUACUGGUCAAAGUAAAUAUCGAUACUGGUUCCGAGUAUUAAAGUGAAAGUGUCCCCCUUGCGGGGCAUGUGUUUGUGUGUGCGUCAUUAUGGUGUUUUAUGUCGAUGUGAAAAAGUUGCUCUUUCUGCGAAAUGUGCAAAUGAAAAGAUAACAAGCUUUGAGCCGUAAUUUCAUGGGAUACGCAGCAGGGUGCAAGCGAGCUAGCAGAACUAGAAAGGAUAUAAGGAAGCUUCCCUCGCUCUCUUUCACUCGUACGCUCGCUGGAGUUCGUCUGCUGAAGGUCGGGUGCUGAAGGGUAUUUGCAUCAUAUUGCGGUGAACGUUUAAGAACAAACGGGCGGCUAAGCAGCCCUAAGGAGAGCUCCGGGCAGUGAGAAAUAGUUGAACCGCAUCUCCCGUCAUUCAGUGAUCCGGAAUACCGCAUUCAAUUGACGAACAAAACCACAACACAACACUCAACUCUCAAGUCAGUGGUUGGACGACGACGACGACGACGACAGUCGUUUUGUCGAUUCUAAACACAACCUAAUUGAUGGAUAAUUCAAGUAACACACUCACAUUCGGCUCACUCUCAGUUGCAGCAGCGGAGCCCGGACGGACGACGAGCACGGGCAUCUUUGAUUUUCGGAGCAGCAAUGGAGGAAGAUUGAGUGAUCCGUAUAAUUUUUCCCUCCGAGGAAAUUCAUUCUUGCAGUAGGUUGAAAAGUUUAGUGCGUGUGUGUUUCGGGAAAUUGUCACACGAGUGUUUGGCGUUGCGAGUGACACGUGCCCAGUCGGGGGAGGAAAAUGAAGAUUUAUGAUCGGUUAACGCGUGACGGAAAGUUGUCGUUAUGCUGCUCGAUGGCAGCGUUUGGUUGGAUUGAGGCGAUAAAUUAGCGAAAGUUGGAGGAGCAGUGGGAAGGGAAGCGUAAAGUGCUUCGAAGAUCACGUGAAUUAUUAGAGGAGUGUUGCCUGCAAUUAGCCGACGAGAAGCAUUGGAUUAGUGUCAGUGGCAGAUAGGCAGACGAACGGAGAAGAGGAAGAAGUGUGUGGGUUGUGAUUGGGUCGUAAAUCCAGCCUCCAGUGAGGAAGAAAGAAAAAUAAAUACGAAGGGAUGGCUUGAGCAGGAAAAGGCAUAACUAUAAUUCCUGGUGUCAGAAGUUUAUAAAUAAUCGUGCCGGGAGUUGGCGAGCUACUCAGUGAUUAAGUCGCCGGUCAGUGGUUUAGCAGAAGUUGGAGAAAAGCAGCUGAGCGCCGGUAUUAUCUGAGUGCAGGGAAACAGCAGAGAGCAGAAUGGGCUGCGGGCAGAGCAAGAUUCAUCUCUACCCGAGGAAAAACAAGAGCAAAUCCAACGGCAAGAAAAGUGGACACAUAGAAGACGCCGACGCGGACGAGGAAGAUGGACACAACGGGCGAGACGAGCGGGACCGCGAAAUCAACGGCGAAAAGGAGAAACUGGACGAAGACGGAUCCCUCCGGGACGACGGUUCACCGGAGCCCCCCAACGGCGAGAUUGUAUCGAUACUGCGAAAGAACGGCUCGCUACUUCAAAGCCAGUAUGUUUCCCCACUCCCGGAAAUUUCCUCCAGUCAGCAGAACUUUUUCCGAAUGUUGGAUCAAAAAAUCGAAGAGGGGCCUGAUUACGAUUCGAGCAGCGAAACUGAACAGGCGUUGGAGGAAGCCCGGAUGAACGCCCUGGUGCAGCACUGGGAAUCGGCCAGCCUAACGACAUCAAUGUGUUCUUCCACCAGUCGAUCACUUCAGGGAUCUCCGGUGCGACAGGUACCACUAAGACAGCCUCCACUGAGGCCAGCUUUCCAGCAGCCGCUCAGUGCAGAGUUACUCUCCCAGCAGCAGCUGCUCAAACAGCAACAUCAGCUGAUCCUGCAACAUCACCAACAACAGCAACAGCAGCAGCAGCACCAACAACAACAACAACUCCAACAACAACAGCAUCAACAGAUGCAGCUGCUGCCGCAACAACAACAGCAACAGCAACAACAAAUCAUACACCAAAACUUCAACAUCAACAUGAACAUAAACAGCCCCAAGCGGGUGGUCGGAAGCGGGAACGCCGUCAGCGUGGGUGGUAUUCCGGUCAGUCUGGAUGGUCGGCAGCUUCUGUCGCAAACCAUCAUCCACCAGAACUACGGGGUGAUACAGCCUACCCAAACGACAACACAGCUACGUCCCAGUUCCGGGCGAACCCUUCCAACGCCGGUGCAGUGUUUGCAGCUGUCGUACUACCAACAGCAGCAGCAACAACAGCUGCAAGCUCACCAACAGCAGCUCCAGCAGGCCCAGAUUAUGGGCGGUGCGUCGACGAUGGGACCAAUGCAACCAUUCCAACAGCAAUCGAUACCACCACAUCCGUACUACAAUGAUAUUCUGAGGCAUCCCUUACAGCUCUCCUCCAGCCAACUGCAAUCGCAACAACAACAGCAGCAGCAGCAGCAGCAACAGCAAUCCUCCUCUAGCAUAUCGUCCGUCUCAUCCUCCCUCUCGACAGCCGGAGGUGGUCCUUCGUCCUCCCUCUCAUCGGUCGUAGCGGUCGGUGGCAGCGGGAAUCUGCUAUCCUCCAGCCCCUCGCUCCAACAACAGCAAACCCCACCCUCGGACGCACCCCGUUUCCCACCAGCAAUAUCGGUUCAACGUCUAGCACCGCAAGUUCAACGCCAAAUCCGUGAAACGCAGGAACUGAUCAAGGACUCCUGCUCGCAGCUGUACUCCACCGGCUACGGCAGUCCGGGCCCGCCCCCGAUGGCCCCGCUCCGGACGAACACAGCGGCAGCGGCCAACGCCGUGGCGGCGGCCCGGGCGGCAGCUGCUGCCGCGGCCGCUUCCGGUGGCACCCGGCGACCACCCACGACGCUGGAGACGCAGUAUUCGCAGGAACUUUCGUGAUAUCUAGAACAGUAGUGAAAAUUGUAUUUGUAAUUUAACACGUUUUUUAACCCGGAAGGAUGCGAUUUCGUUUGUUAACGUUUUCCGAGUCAAAAUAUUCCCGGAUUUAGGUUUUAGCAAGCCUUGUAGAAUAUGUAUUUUUAUUCGCACGCGCACUGCAGCAGAUAUUAUAGUAGAUGGAACAUUCGGUUUUUGUUCUGUAUUCGUAGGAGAUUAGGAAAAUGAAUGAACAAAUUAAAGUCAAGGAAGGAGAGACAGCAGCGUGUGUGUGGUUUAGUUUGUAAGGAUUCUGAUUCGAUGUUCGAUCACUUCGAUUCGUUGAUUGUGUUUCAGUGGUUUUAUGUAUGUCGGUCGAUGAGAUUCAAGUUUUAAAAAGCACUUUUCAAUUCCUACCCAAAAAAAAACAUUCGUAACUUUCAGUCUAUUUUCAAACGGUUCAAACAGAUGCUGGUUUCCGGAAGGGUCAAUCCAUCCAAGCCAUAAUAAGAUUCCCAUAUGUUAUCGUUCAUUGUACGCCAUCCCGUGUCGAAACGUUCGAUUUAUAUUUUGUGUCACCGACCAACACCAGCCAAUCAUGAAACUACCGGAGCGGAAAAUCCGGCAUCUGGAAGUUUGUCCCUGCCGGUGUAGUGUAAUGUAGGUAAAUCCUGAAACGGUGUGGUAAAGUAAUUAAUUUUAACUCGAUGUGUAUCCGAAUCCGGUGUUUGUAUCGUUAGGAGUACAAUCACUUUUUGUAUAAAGGUACGCAUAUGUCCCAUGUGGGUACCUUCGAUAUACGUACCUAGAUACAGAUCUGGGCGAAGCGAGCAUUACCAAACGGUGGAAAUAUUUAUGAACUUUCCGAAUCUAAUCAAUCUCGUACCUCGUCACGAGUACCUGCGGCCAUUAGUUUAAGCUAAUUUGAUUUAGCAGAAGAGUGGAGAUAUUAAGUAGGUCAGCAAUCACACCGCUGGCCGCGCUGCUGGGGUAAUUGGCUCUGCCGUGAUCUAAUUUAUUGAAGUGAAUGGAUGUAACAUUUUUCUAAUGGACAGUCAAUCUCUAAAAUUUCGUGUAACAUAGUAAUAGUAUUCAGCAGAGAUGUCAAAUUUGAAAACAUAUAAUU
Messenger RNA from Ochlerotatus camptorhynchus, 4886 nucleotides. RefSeq names its product alpha-protein kinase 1-like. Lineage: Eukaryota; Metazoa; Arthropoda; Insecta; Diptera; Culicidae. Bases 2174 to 3784 code for a protein of 536 amino acids. The record is from RefSeq and is a predicted model, not a curated record. The transcript is spliced from 7 exons.